GGCAGCAGUAUAGUCGAACGGGACUGGAGUGAAGCACGCAGCUCUUCUAAACUGGACCUAAGAUUAAUUUGAUUCCGCUGUUUACUUACCUCCGGCGCAUUUACUAUAGAAGCCGCCGAUAGUCUUUCCGUAAGGAAGGGAAUACUAUCCGACUAGAACACUCUGAUUUAAUCUGCAGAAUGGACUUUAAUGUGUUCUUUUCCCUGCUCCCUCUGUUGUGGGCACUGCACUUUUCAACAGGUUCUCCAUUUUCUGGUGCAGCAGUGACCAACUCUCCGGCCUCCUCUGCCAGCCAAGCUUCGAGCUCGAUUCCCCGCCGGCUCAGCCGCACUAAGCGCUGUUCCUGCUCCUCCUUUCUGGACAAGGAAUGCAUCUACUUCUGCCACUUGGACAUCAUCUGGAUCAACACACCCGAGCGAGUUGUCCCAUAUGGACUGGGCAGUUCCCCUCGGGCCAAACGGUCCGUGAAGAAAAAAUUGACAACGCUGGCGCAACGGAGGCAACGGUGUGAAUGUCGAAGCCAAGAAGACAGCGUGUGCUGGCAAUUCUGUGAAGAUGGGCAACAGACACCAAGAUUUUCAGUCAAGACCAAAAUACAAAAGCAGAACACAGUGGAAGCUUCAGAUAGAAUGGGCCAUAACAAACCAAACUGCACUGGACUGAAAUGUAUUUAUCAUCUCGUUAACAUUAAUAAAAGGUUGGAGUCAGCAAACAGCAAGCAUUUACCUACAUCAAUGAAAUGGAUUUACAGAAUAAGGGAAGUAAGACAAGACAGUCACAAUAAACUGAAGACAUUACCAAUUUCUAUGACACACCCUGUGGCACAAUGCAGGGACUGCAAACGCUGACAAGCUGCCAGUUAACCAAAGCAAAGAAAACACCAUGUGUUGGCUGCUUCACAGAAUGGAUUACCAUUCUGUUCUGGCAAGGGACCAGGGAUUGACACUUCAGUGAGGAGCUUGCCAAAACUGUUGGAGGCCAAGCUACAGCCUAGCUGUACGUAAGAAAGACUGACCAGCAGAAUGGAAAUUAAAACAAGACACCUUUAAAAAUGAAACAAGUUUGACUUAAAAUAAUACAAUGAAAUUCUGCAAUUCAUGCUCACCAGCUACAGAAUGGAUAUGUGUCUACCAAAACGGGCUGAGAUACAUGUAACACACUAAACCAAGGAGUUCUCAUUGAACAACAGAAACAAAGAACUGAGGAUGUGGGAAAUCUGAAACAAAAACAGAAAUAGCUAGUGAAACUCACCGGGUCUGGUAUCAUCUGUGGAGAGAAAGCAGCAUCAAUGUUUUGGGUCAGAUGACCCUUCUUCACAAGAUGUUGCCAGAGCCAGUGAGGUUCUCCAGCAAUUUCUGUUUUUGUUUGCGUUCUCACUGAACUCUAACUUAAUGAGAUUGGACAGAUCAAUGACCAGAGUGGUUUUCAGUGACAUGGCCAAACGUUUGAUCUUAGGAAUAGGAAAGUGAAUUUAACACAUCAAAUGAAGUAAUGAUUCAAAAGCACAAAGUGAUUGUGUACAUAAAUAAUACGUACAAACUUAAAAUACUCAAUUUAAUAUAUUUUUCAAACAUUGUAUAUGGAGUGCUGAAACUGCAGAAUACACUUUUAAAUUAAAUCUACCUCACUUUUUGUAAGUGUAAUUGGCUACAGAUAUGCCCAAGAAAUAGCAUUUACCUUUUCAUGAAUGGUUUAAAUACUCCACUGUUUGAAAAAUGUCAAUGGGGUUAGUGUGAUUGUGUAUUAUGUUUGGAUAUGAUAGAGUGCGAAUGUAUUUAAUAGCAGUGUAUUUUGUUACUUCGGAAAUAACGUGUCUGGAUAUUAUAUGAUUGACUACAUUGUCUGCAUGAGUAACAGUGUCUGGAUGUAAAUAAUGAACAUGAUUUUAUGUGACUAUAUAUCUGUGUGGAUAAAUGUAAUGCAUUUCAUUAACAGUUUAUUGUACAGCCAGAUAAAUAUUACAUCUUUAUAUUUGGUUUACGAAGUGUAAAGGAGAUGAUGCAAUAUUUCUUCUAAAGAGAUGGUAAGCAUUGAUAGUCAGCAGGAACAGACAUAACAGCAACAACUGCAUGAUUGAAAUAUUAAUGAAGACAGUAGCAAAUAAUAUCAAUAACUGUUGAAAGUGAGGCAUUAAUUGGCUUAAAUUUUUAACGUAUCAUUCACAUUAUUUUGACAUUCCUAACUUUGGUAACUGACUGUAUUUUAAACAGUGUCAUAAUGUGUCAUGCAGGCCAUAUUGGUCUAGUGUGAUUAUUAGCUGGUAUGUAUUUUUA
This is a messenger RNA of Rhincodon typus (whale shark), 2273 nucleotides long. RefSeq names its product endothelin 1 (gene edn1). Gene Ontology annotation, biological process: vein smooth muscle contraction; regulation of systemic arterial blood pressure by endothelin; regulation of vasoconstriction. The transcript is spliced from 5 exons. Gene Ontology annotation, cellular component: extracellular region. Gene Ontology annotation, molecular function: hormone activity; endothelin B receptor binding. NCBI's taxonomy places the organism in Eukaryota, Metazoa, Chordata, Chondrichthyes, Orectolobiformes, Rhincodontidae. Bases 180 to 848 code for a protein of 222 amino acids. The record is from RefSeq and is a predicted model, not a curated record.